GCUCCUGUGGGCGGUGCUGAGCUCCAGGAGGAGCCCGUCACCAAUGAGGACCGGGGAUCUCAAGCGGCGUCACCGUUUCACAGCCGGUCCCACGCUUUAAGAGCCGAGCCGAGCUUCUAGUCCUCACACUUUUCUACUUUGUUUAGAGAGACAAGAAGCUAAAUGGCAAGAACUAAACAGACCGCCCGUAAAUCUACCGGAGGCAAAGCCCCCAGAAAGCAGCUGGCCACCAAGGCUGCCCGUAAAAGCGCCCCGGCCACCGGCGGCGUCAAGAAGCCUCACCGUUACAGGCCCGGUACCGUGGCUCUGAGAGAGAUCCGUCGCUACCAGAAAUCCACCGAGCUGCUGAUCCGCAAGCUGCCCUUCCAGCGCCUGGUCCGAGAAAUCGCUCAGGACUUCAAGACCGACCUGCGCUUCCAGAGCUCCGCUGUCAUGGCUCUGCAGGAGGCCAGCGAGGCUUACCUGGUCGGUCUGUUCGAGGACACCAACCUGUGCGCCAUCCACGCCAAGAGGGUCACCAUCAUGCCCAAAGACAUCCAGCUGGCCCGCCGCAUCCGUGGAGAGAGAGCUUAAAGUUUACUCCUCCUCUAACACCAACAACAUCAACAACAAAGGCUCUUUUAAGAGCCACUUCACGCUGAACCAAAGAGCCAAGUCCUCUGCUGCUGUUACAUAAAUCCACAUUCAAAGGAUUUUAUCAUCAAUGACAAAUUAAGAGAAUUGCUAUAGUUCCGGAGGAGAGUUAGUUAUGUGGACCGCAAAAUCCCCUCAAAGGAAACAAUAUCCACAAUUACAGAUUAGUCUUCUUAGAUAUUAAAACCAAGCUAGUCCUUUUUACAGUAACUAAUCAAAACACUAACACCGUCUGACAAGCAGUUCUGAUUUCAGUUUUGAUAAGUGAAAUCUACCAGUGUUACAAAGAAGUGGAGUCUGCUGUGUGUGUAAUUCACAACAUUUAUAAAAUUCAACUGCUCAGAUGAAAUUAGAUUUAAACUGCAAAAACAUUUUUUGCACAUCUUGGAUUAAAUAAAAAAUUCUUCACAAGUGUUUUUUGAUAUAUUUGUCAUCUCUCAGGAAACCAUCCCACACUGGUGCAGCCAUGA
Molecule: messenger RNA, 1103 nt
Organism: Seriola aureovittata
Lineage: Eukaryota; Metazoa; Chordata; Actinopteri; Carangiformes; Carangidae
Product: histone H3
Exons: 1
Coding region: 163-573 (136 amino acids)
Cellular component (GO): nucleosome
Molecular function (GO): protein heterodimerization activity; DNA binding; structural constituent of chromatin
Source: RefSeq, a predicted model, not a curated record